AUGCCCGGACAGCGUCAGGUCAACUGGGAGGGUUUCGACCUCCUGCGGCGUCCGGUACUGACAAUCAGCGUCGAUGACUUCUUAGGGACAUCCGCACGUACCGGUGAUAUCGCGACCGGGCGCAAGUCAGACGAGCCGCCCCGGGAUGCGCCAAAUGUGGGCGUACGUGUGAAGAAGCGGUUCUUCCAAGCGCACGAUGCGAACGUGCCGCACGAGAGGCAGUAA
This is a messenger RNA of Trametes versicolor FP-101664 SS1, 225 nucleotides long. RefSeq lists its product as uncharacterized. NCBI's taxonomy places the organism in Eukaryota, Fungi, Basidiomycota, Agaricomycetes, Polyporales, Polyporaceae. Bases 1 to 225 code for a protein of 74 amino acids. The transcript is spliced from 2 exons. The record is from RefSeq and is a predicted model, not a curated record.